Molecule: messenger RNA, 1356 nt
Organism: Carassius gibelio (silver crucian carp)
Lineage: Eukaryota; Metazoa; Chordata; Actinopteri; Cypriniformes; Cyprinidae
Product: transmembrane protein 53
Exons: 3
Coding region: 161-1018 (285 amino acids)
Source: RefSeq, a predicted model, not a curated record
GAUGUUGUAUGAAACAAUGGCACGCUGAUGUUUCCUGCUUCACUCGUGUAUCGCCCCUGUCUCUGACGGUCCUCUCAGCAUCACAAGAGCAGUGUAACGCGACACUUGUUUCAAGUGAAUUAUUAAUGGCAGACAGACGACUGGGGAAAUAACCGUAAAUAUGGGGGAUGAUGGUAUAGACUAUAACAUAGUUUUUCCAGAGGCACUGAUCUCAGAGAAGCACUGGCGUGGAUCGAAGGAGCCAGUAGUUAUUCUGCUGGGCUGGGCGGGCAGCAGAGACAAACAUCUCGCCAAAUACAGCUCUAUUUAUAAUCAACAGGGAUGUGUGACUCUACGCUACACAGCUCCUUUGAAGACCGUUUUUAUUUCAGAAUCACUUGGCUACAAGGAACUAAGAAGCACUGCGCAAAAACUACUUGAACUUAUGUUUGACUACGAGGUGGAGAACAACCCAGUUUUCUUCCAUGUUUUCAGCAAUGGGGGCUUCAUGCUUUACCGCUACAUGGUUGAGUUAUUGCACAGUCACAAGCAGUUCAAUACUCUAUGUGUGGUGGGCACAGUUGUGGACAGUGCCCCUGGCAGUCAAAACGUUAUAGGGGCCCUAAGAGCGCUCAAAACUACCUUAGGGCCCAAAGUCAAUCUGCUUCUGCAGUACUUCCUCCUGGCACUGUUUGCUGUGGCCAUUUUCCUUCUCAGAAUUGUUUUGUAUCCUGUGACCAAGUACUUUCACAAGAAUCACUAUGAUGCCAUGAUGGAGCACCCGGCCCCUUGGCCUCAGAUGUACCUCUAUUCCAGAGCAGACAGGGUGAUCAGGUACAGGGAUGUGGAGAAGAUGGUAAAAGUGUUGCUGGAGAAAGGGCUGACAGUUGAAAGUUUCGAUUUCAUCACCCCAGCCCAUGUGAGUCUAUACAGAGACUGUCCGGAGGACUAUUCCAGCAGGUGCAGGAAGUUUCUGACCCGCUGCAUGAGUUCUUCAGAGGAGACCAUGACAAAAAAGCGUCUCCAAGUUCAACACUGAUUACACAAUUCUUGAUCAGCUUGUAAAUAUACACACACACUGUAAAUUUCUGUGUGCACCAACCAUCCUAUUUGAGAAAUAAAAGGACUGCUAUUUAAUAAAUAAAAAAACUAAGCUCAACAUGAAAUUUUAACAGGGUUACAUUUGUAUCCUAAUCUCUAAUGUAUUUGUUUUAUGCUGUGAAUUAAAUUGUAAUUUAGGGGGUUACUGGUUUAUUACAAUGAUUGAGAUUUUUAGACAUUGUGAACGAGUAUGUUUGUGUAUUUAGACAUUGUAAAUGGAUAAUUUAAUGUAUUUGAGUAAUGCACCUUUCUUAAAUAAAAGCUUCUGUUGAAUAA